Exophiala spinifera is the source of this 417-nucleotide messenger RNA. RefSeq lists its product as uncharacterized. The record is from RefSeq and is a predicted model, not a curated record. Gene Ontology annotation, biological process: mitochondrial respiratory chain complex IV assembly. The transcript has a single exon. Gene Ontology annotation, cellular component: mitochondrial inner membrane. The coding region runs from base 1 to 417 and encodes 138 amino acids. Lineage: Eukaryota; Fungi; Ascomycota; Eurotiomycetes; Chaetothyriales; Herpotrichiellaceae.
AUGCCCGUUUUUCCGUCAAAACCUUUCCGCAGGAGUCAAACUCAAGCACAAGACCUAGGGGAGCGUAUUGCCGCAUCGUAUCGAAAUAAAGUUGCACGAAAUCCAUUUCUCUUCUUUGGACUCCCUUUUAUUGCCCUUAUGGUUUCUGCCUCUUUUCUCCUCACUCCUGCGACGGCACUGCGAUAUGAGAGUUACGACCGAAAGCACAAGCAAAUGACGGAUGAAGAGGUCAUGGAAUUAGGGCUCAAAGGACCGUCUGGCAAAGGGGGUCUCACAUAUAAUCCUCGAAGGAGGAAGUUGGUAAAAGGCGAGCUGAACGAAAGAGACGAGUACUACAGGCUUAUGGCGAAGGACCUCGAUAACUGGGAGCAGAAACGCGUGGAACGUUGGAAGGGCGAGCCAGAUGGAAGGCUAUGA